CAUGUCAUUAUCAUCUGUCAAUAAAAAGACACGACGAUAUUUAGUGGUAGGGAGCUGUGUCGUUCUGAGAUAAAAUAGUUUUUAGUUAUCCGGUCUGCUAAAGAAAAUAGAAAAAUAUUUAUCAAAAUUUAGCCAUCGGGAUGUCGACGUCCGGCGAUUUUGGAAAUCCCUUGCGAAAAUUUAAGUUGGUUUUUCUAGGAGAACAAAGUGUGGGAAAAACCUCCCUCAUCACAAGGUUUAUGUACGAUAGCUUCGAUAACACGUAUCAGGCUACUAUUGGAAUAGACUUUUUAUCAAAAACAAUGUAUCUAGAAGAUCGCACUGUAAGACUGCAAUUAUGGGAUACUGCUGGUCAGGAACGUUUUAGAUCAUUAAUUCCCUCUUAUAUUCGUGAUUCUACUGUAGCUGUUGUAGUAUAUGAUAUAACUAAUGCUAAUUCCUUUCACCAAACUUCAAAAUGGAUCGACGACGUAAGGACUGAAAGAGGUAGCGACGUCAUCAUUAUGUUGGUGGGCAACAAAACCGACUUAUCUGAUAAAAGACAAGUUAGUACGGAAGAAGGGGAAAGAAAGGCUAAGGAACUCAAUGUUAUGUUUAUUGAAACCAGUGCUAAAGCUGGAUAUAAUGUUAAACAGUUGUUUAGGCGUGUGGCAGCAGCUCUACCUGGUAUGGAUUCAACAGAGAAUAAACCUCCUGAGGACAUGCAAGAAGUUGUGUUGAAAGACACACCCAAUGAAGUCCAGGAUCCAGAUGGAAACUGUGCAUGUUGACUUAGAUCUAUGUUACCUAUCCAUGCUUUGAACUGUAAAUGUUUUUUUUUUGUAAAAAUAUUUUUUCUAUUUUUUUUUUAACAUUGUUGCCUUUAUAUUUUAAGUUAUUUAUAGAUUGAUUGAUUUGAAAGUAUAAGUCAGUGGCAUUUUGCUUUAUGAAGCAAAUUCUCAAAUUACAUUUUUAAAUAAUGUAAUAUUAAUUUAUUCCUGCAAAGAGCUGAACAAAGCAAUAAUUGAACAGUGACAUUUUGUGCAAUACUCUAGUAAAAUGCAAGCUUACAAUUAAUAUUUAUGAAAGCUUUAUUUGUAAUUAUUUAAGUGAGCUUUUAAAAAUUACGUCCAUUCUGCUUAAAUCCUACAUUUAUCAGAUUCCCACUUAUCACUGAGUGCCCAAUUAUUGCUCAAAAUUUUUGAAAUAUUUAUAACUUUUUUAGAACACUUUUUAUAUGAUUAGAUAAAUCAGUUACAAAUGUCCACAUGGCCUCAUUCUCAUACUGUGAGUAUUACUAUCUUAAAAGACGCAUUUAAAUAUUCUAAUGAAUUAUUAGGACGAUUAUUAUUUAUUUUUAAGUGUUUUACCAAUCUAAAAGAUUUAUUUAUCAACUUAAAAUAUAAGUAUUUAUAUUUAUAUAAUGUACGUGUGUACCUAGAUUAAGUGUAUAAAAGAUAAUAACACAAUCUCUAGGAUAAAUCCGCCUAAAUUUAAACUAAAACUUUUCUAAAUGCAUAAGUGCUCUUAUUAAUACAAAGUAUGACUAAUUUUCAGUCAAGUUUUCAAAGGCCAUGGUAAAUAAUUCCCAGUAAAUUGCACCUGCACAUUUUAUAGAUUGGCAAUAUGUAUUGAUUUUUGUAUAUAUGAAAUAAUUCUUUUGGUUGCUAAUUCUUUUUUUAUUAAAAUGAGAACCAAGCAAGUCCAUUGGCUCCCUCAUGAGAAAACAGGAAGUUUUAUGUACAAUUUUAACAAUAAAUAUUUAAAUAAAUAAUUCACCGAAAUGCAUUUUUGAUCCAGCAUGUCUAAUUUCUUAUCGCUAUUUUUUUUAAAUUCAAAUUCUAGCUCUCAAAUUUUUUUUUAAUUAUUUUUGUCCAGUAAACAGAUAAUUUUCAAAAUUCAAUUUCUUGUGCAGCAUUUUUAUCUUGGUUGUUAAAAUCACAGUAAACUUAUUUGUGUGUCUUGUUACAUUUUUAUUUGAUUUUUUUUUCUAUAUGGGCUUGUAUGGUAGUCAUUAGCAUAUUAAAUUUGUAUAAAUAAAGUCAGUGACACAAUGAAA
Molecule: messenger RNA, 2038 nt
Organism: Sitophilus oryzae (rice weevil)
Lineage: Eukaryota; Metazoa; Arthropoda; Insecta; Coleoptera; Curculionidae
Gene: Rab6
Product: ras-related protein Rab6
Exons: 5
Coding region: 141-770 (209 amino acids)
Molecular function (GO): GTPase activity; GTP binding
Source: RefSeq, a predicted model, not a curated record